Messenger RNA from Lacerta agilis (Sand lizard), 2135 nucleotides. RefSeq names its product synaptic functional regulator FMR1-like. The transcript has 15 exons. Gene Ontology annotation, molecular function: translation regulator activity; protein homodimerization activity; mRNA 3'-UTR binding. The coding region runs from base 278 to 1978 and encodes 566 amino acids. The record is from RefSeq and is a predicted model, not a curated record. Gene Ontology annotation, cellular component: nucleus; growth cone; dendritic filopodium. Gene Ontology annotation, biological process: central nervous system development; positive regulation of protein phosphorylation; regulation of modification of synaptic structure. Lineage: Eukaryota; Metazoa; Chordata; Lepidosauria; Squamata; Lacertidae.
CCUGCUCAGCAACCGUUGCCGCCACAGUCUUCGACGCUGCGGGGUGACAAUUUCACUUUCAUUAAAGGCAGUGACAGCGACGAGCUGUUAGGAGGUGACGAAGGAGAAGCUGCCUCUCGGCCUAAAUUGCCGCCUCCUUCUCCUGCACACGCCAGCGAGGGAGACGGAAGGAGGCCACAAGAAAGGAGGAAGUCGGGCGACAGGCCGUCUGGGCCGUAGGCCUCUUUCCACCUCCUGCUUUUCCACAACUCCUUCCUGUCCAGCCGCCGCUGCCGCCAUGGAAGAGCUGGUGGUGGAGGUGCGCGGCUCCAACGAGGCCUUCUACAAGGCUUUUGUGAAGGAUGUACAUGAAGAUUCAAUAACUGUUGCAUUUGAAAAUAACUGGCAGCCAGAGAGACAGAUUCCAUUCCAUGAUGUUAGGUUUCCUCCACCUGCGGGGCACAAUAAAGAUAUAAAUGAAAGUGAUGAAGUUGAGGUUUAUUCCAGGGCUAAUGAAAAGGAGCCAUGUUGCUGGUGGCUGGCUAAAGUGAGAAUGAUAAAGGGUGAGUUUUAUGUAAUAGAAUAUGCAGCCUGUGAUGCUACCUACAAUGAAAUUGUCACAAUUGAGCGCCUAAGAUCUGCAAAUCCCAACAAACCUACAACAAAGGAUACAUUUCAUAAGAUCAAACUUGAUGUGCCAGAAGAUUUAAGGCAAAUGUGCGCUAAGGAAUCUACGCACAAGGACUUCAAGAAGGCAGUUGGGGCGUUUUCAGUAACAUAUGAUUCUGAAGCCCAUCAACUUAUAAUUUUGUCUAUCAAUGAGGUAACAAUGAAACGUGCAAAUAUGCUCAUUGAUAUGCACUUUCGAAGUCUUCGCACCAAGUUAUCACUGAUAAUGAGAAAUGAAGAAGCAAGCAAACAAUUAGAGAGUUCAAGGCAGCUUGCUUCACGAUUUCAUGAGCAGUUCAUAGUAUGUGAAGAUCUAAUGGGUCUGGCCAUUGGCACUCAUGGUGCUAAUAUUCAGCAAGCCAGAAAAGUACCGGGUGUGACAGCUAUAGAUCUUGAUGAAGACACUUGUACAUUCCAUAUUUAUGGGGAGGAUCAAGAUGCAGUGAAGAAGGCAAGAAGUUAUCUUGAAUUUGCUGAAGAUAUCAUCCAAGUCCCCAGAAACCUAGUAGGAAAAGUUAUAGGGAAAAAUGGAAAACUCAUUCAAGAGAUCGUGGAUAAAUCAGGUGUUGUGAGAGUCAGAAUUGAGGCUGAGAAUGAUAAAAAUCUUCCAGAAGAAGAGGGAAUGGUUCCUUUUGUCUUCGUGGGAACCAAGGACAGCAUAACGAAUGCCACAGUUCUUUUGGAUUAUCACCUCAACUAUUUAAAGGAAGUGGAUCAACUACGUUUGGAGAGAUUGCAAAUAGAUGAACAGCUUCGACAGAUUGGGGCCACUUCUAGACCAUCACAAAACCGCACAGACAAAGAAAAGGGAUACAUGACUGAUGAUGGCCCAGGUCUUGGAAAAGGUAGCCAACCCUACAGAAACAGAGGGCAUGGGAGGCGUGGACCAGGUUAUGCUGCUGGAGCUAACUCUGAAGCAUCCAAUGCUUCUGAAACAGAGUCUGAUCACAGAGAUGAGCUUAGUGACUGGUCAUUAGCCCCAGCAGAAGAAGAGCGUGACAGCUACCUUCGCAGAGGAAAUGGGCGAAGGCGUGGUGGAGGUGCACGUGGUCAAGGAGGAAGAGGUUGGGGAUGUUUCAAAGGAAAUGAUGAACAGUCACGGACAGAUAACCGUCAACAACAUAAUUCAAGAGAUGCAAAAGGGAGAACAAUGGAUGGGUCACUUCAGAUUAAAAUUGACUGCAAUACUGAAAGGAGUGUCCGCACUAAAACAGCACAGAAUACGCCCAGUGAAGGUAGCCGGUUGCGCACAGGUAAAGAUCGUAACCAGAAGAAAGAGAAAUCAGACAGCGGGGAUGGUCAGCAACUGUUGGUGAAUGGAGUACCCUAAAAUUGAUAAUUUGAGUAGUCAUAUUUCCUACACUGUUUCAGUAAAACUUAUUCUGCAUUAGAGAAACUUAGUAGGCCAAAGACAAAUAGUAAGCAGGAUGGCACAGGCAUGAAAUGAACAUAAAAAAAAAAUCUUUUUGCCUUUUUAAACAUCAGCA